AUGGUGGAAUAUCUCAUGCCCGCAAGGUUGGACUCUGCAUUUCCAGGAAACAGAUUGGUCACAGAUUUCACAAUCUCCAUCAUCUCUGCCACAUCUUUCGGAAACAGGAUAAUAGCUCCAUUUCGGAUAAACUUCGAGGGAGAUGAUCAUCGUAGCAUAGAUAGUUCAUGGUAUAUUACGAGUGAAACUAUAGAUGGUGUUAAGAUUGGUCGAAUUCCUUUGCUUUUUGACAUCCGUGGGAAGGUCGAUGAAGGUUAA
This is a messenger RNA of Sclerotinia sclerotiorum 1980 UF-70, 258 nucleotides long. RefSeq lists its product as hypothetical. Lineage: Eukaryota; Fungi; Ascomycota; Leotiomycetes; Helotiales; Sclerotiniaceae. Bases 1 to 258 code for a protein of 85 amino acids. The transcript is spliced from 4 exons. The record is from RefSeq and is a predicted model, not a curated record.